AUGCCUCGGCCAGGCAAGAACUCCUACAGUGACCAGAAACCUCCCUACUCCUACAUCUCCCUGACUGCCAUGGCCAUCCAGAGCUCUGCCGAGAAGAUGCUGCCUCUCAGCGACAUCUACAAGUUCAUCAUGGACCGUUUCCCUUACUACCGAGAAAACACCCAGCGCUGGCAGAACUCCCUGAGGCACAACCUGUCCUUCAACGACUGCUUCAUCAAGAUCCCGCGUCGGCCGGACCAGCCGGGAAAGGGCAGCUUCUGGGCCCUGCACCCGGACUGCGGGGACAUGUUCGAGAACGGCAGCUUCCUCCGCCGGCGAAAACGCUUCAAGCUGAUGCGCGCCGAGCACGCGGCCUGCAAGAACACGCCCGUGCUGCACUCGUACCACCAUCACCAGCAGCACCAUCAUCACCACCAUCACGUCCAUCACCCGGGCAAACUGGGAAUGGGACCCCCGGAGUACCUCGGCGCCGUGGGACGCCUCUCGCACUUCCAGAGCUACGCCUUCGGCGGGGGCCAGGCAGGCGGCUUCAAACACCCUUUCGCCAUCGAGAGCCUCAUCGGGCGAGACUACAAGGGCGUGAUGGCGGGCGGUUUACCCAUAGCCUCCGUCAUGCACCACCUGGGUUACCCAGUGCCAACGCAGCUCGGCGGCGUGGUCAACUCGGUCUGGCCCCACAUGAGCGUGCUCUCCGAGUCGGUGGGGAGCAUGCCCGUGUCGUCCGAGUACUCGUCCUUCGGGGUGCCCGUGAAGGGACUGUGCCCCCACCCGGGCGGCCAGACCAUGCCUGCCGUCCCGCUCCCCAUUAAACCCACUCCUACCCUGGGCACCGCCGUGCCCUCUUUGCCCCUGUCGGCUGCUCCAGCCCAACUCUGCUCCGGAGCUCCGUCCGUGAUGGAGAGAAGCACCACAGAACUGACGGAGGGGAAAAAUGGAUCACUGCACCCUUCCCUUUUGCUAUAG
This is a messenger RNA of Chanos chanos (milkfish), 963 nucleotides long. It is a transcript of the gene foxb2, whose product is annotated as forkhead box B2. NCBI's taxonomy places the organism in Eukaryota, Metazoa, Chordata, Actinopteri, Gonorynchiformes, Chanidae. The transcript has a single exon. The record is from RefSeq and is a predicted model, not a curated record. The coding region runs from base 1 to 963 and encodes 320 amino acids. Gene Ontology annotation, molecular function: DNA-binding transcription factor activity, RNA polymerase II-specific; RNA polymerase II cis-regulatory region sequence-specific DNA binding. Gene Ontology annotation, biological process: anatomical structure morphogenesis; cell differentiation; regulation of transcription by RNA polymerase II.